Diaporthe batatas is the source of this 1980-nucleotide messenger RNA. RefSeq lists its product as uncharacterized. NCBI's taxonomy places the organism in Eukaryota, Fungi, Ascomycota, Sordariomycetes, Diaporthales, Diaporthaceae. Bases 341 to 1084 code for a protein of 247 amino acids. The transcript has 2 exons. The record is from RefSeq and is a predicted model, not a curated record.
CUGAUUUGCUCAUGGUCGUGGUCAAAGCUCCACCCAGCCGCAAGCGGGUCGGCGGUCACUAGUAGCCCCAGUGCCCAGGUAUCGAAACUUUUAUCUAUCAUCAGGGCCGCGGCAACUAACUAUAUUGCAAAAAGUUAUACAGCACAAGCAGACGACCGCUCCACAAGUACACCUGCCCCGCAACCAGUCGCCAGGAACGAACAUCGCUUGUCCGCAAUCAACCACACGCUGCGAGGAUCUUGUCGUCGCACCCCCAUCCCCAAACACUGCACGGUUGUGUUUGGCGCAAGGCAUUCGAGCGAUUGUCGAGAACCGACGCGGGAGACGGAGUGCUGACGCGAUGGCUUCUCAAACGCCCACCGGCGCCUCCCAGAGGCUGCUCACGAUGAAGUUCAUGCAGAGAGCGGUAGCAGCAGCUACCUCGCCAUCGUCGCCGAAUACCCCGACGUCCGAUGACGGCCGCGCUUCCAAACGUCGCAAGACCUCUGGCCAGUCCCCCACGACACCCCAGACGCCGAGUUACCUCAUAGACCACAAGGCUGCACAGGCUGCAAGGGAAGAGGAGGAAAGGAAGCGGCAGGAGCACGCGGCUAGGCAGGCGGAAAAGCUGGGCGACUCGCACUGGGUUCUCGAUGCCGCGAAACUCCCCGGGCCAGACCAGCAGGCUGGCAAGGUUCUCCAUGUGGUGCAGGUUGGCUUCUCACAGAUUGACUCUAGGAGAGGAGAGGAGGACGAACAAGCCGGUGCGGAGGAGCACGCCGGGACUAGCGGACCAAGUCUGAAGACAUAUGGCCCCAGAAAGGACACCAGCAAGAACGACGAAUCGAGCGACUCCUCCUCGGACAGCGACUCCUCAGUCUCUGGAUCAUCUGAUUCUUCCAGUGAAGACUCAGCCAAAGAAACACCCAAGCAAUCUGGUCGGGCCAGCUACGGGUCACAGAAACGCCGGGAAAUACAUUCCAGGCAGAGUGCCGAACGUGAACGAGUCCAGAAACUGGCCAAAGAGCGCCGCAAGAAAGAAGUCAAGCUCAACACACUGACUUCUAUAUCUGGUGGCUCAAACAACUUUGGGCGACGGAAAUGAACAGUACCUAGGUGCCUUUCCGCUCCAGAGGGACUUCACUGAGCACUAUACAAACCCCACCCCUGAGUCAUCUCACAUGCUUAGUGGUGAUAUGUAGACUGUGGCUGGGGCCUGACUCUUGCGUGCAGCUGGCAGUGACCAUCGGGUAUGGGGGCCUCCAAGCUGCCGGACUUGCAUCAUAGGUUGAAGCUGAUGUCGACCGGGGAAGUAUGAUACACAGUAAUGGCGGAUCUCGUCAUGGUUUCACAACGGGCGGGCAUGCUCUUGCAAAAUCAGGACCGCCUCCACGGGCAGGCUUCGUAAUGAUGGCGCAACAGCCUGCAUGCAUCCGGCGGCCUUUGAGGUGUCCAUCGGCAAUGCCGAACGCAAGCGCUGAACGCCGCCGCAUGGUGUGUUCCAGCGAGGCGGUUUGACUUUGCCAGUUGUGGGCAUCCGACCUAAGCGUUUUGACGUUGCAGUCUCCGAGACCUGUUCUGCUGGACCAAUGACUCGCCGUCAUGGUUUCCAAGAUAAGAUGCCUUCAGGCUAAAAGAGAAACCUGCCGAACACCACCCAGCAGUCAAUAUUACAGGCCCAUAUUGAGAUGGCGUGUGGUUCUAGAAGGCAAUGCAUACGUUUUUUGAAUUCAAAAGCUUCUAGCUCCACGCGCAGGACUUGGCACGCGUGCGGGUUAUGGCACGUGUAAGCUGCAAAAUACUAUCUUUGAUCCUGCUUUGCCCAUCCUGUCCAGCUACGUGACAGUCUAUGUUAAAUAGUUGAGGUGCUGUUGUUAUCGUAGUCCAACGAAUACCGCCAGACCAAGACAAAUAUGCCGGGCGUCGACAAUUGGGCGGCGUGCACUAUACAGAUAAAAUAGUUAGAAAGGUAGAAAUAAAAAUAGAAAGCUUGAGCCGGGA